UUUGAGGUAAUGAAGAUGAAUAUAGGGCAUUUGCAAACGAAAUGAAUUUUGAUAAAAAAGAGGAUAUUAAAGAUAUUGGAUUAGAAAUGGCAAAAUAUGAGAAGUUUAACAGCUUAAACGAGAGAGUGAUUGUAAUUACUAGAGAUGCGUUACCAUUAAUAGUGAUCAAAAACGAUGGGCACCUGAUUGAAUACAAAGUUAAAGAGAUACCAAAUGGAACACUAGUUGAUUCCAGCUGUGCUGGAGAUGCGUUUCAUCUCUGGAUUUGUUUGUAGUUACUCGUUAGAGCAAUGUAUUGAAUGGGGAUGUUCUAAAGCAGAAAUGAUCAUUCAAAGGAGAGGGUGUAAGCUUGAUUAGUAUUUUGAUUAGAUUAGAAAUUUUAAAAUUAUUUUCAAGUAUUAAUUCCAAAAAAAU
Molecule: messenger RNA, 414 nt
Organism: Meloidogyne enterolobii
Lineage: Eukaryota; Metazoa; Nematoda; Chromadorea; Rhabditida; Meloidogynidae
Source: the annotation of a GenBank genome assembly